AUGUCGAUGGAGGAUCGCUAUUCGCCGGUCGACGAACUGAGCCGAGGAGCUUCCGCCGCCGGAACCCUUGAUGGUGGGUCUACCGCGAUGGUUGAUCUUCCCUCCGCCGUUGCCUCGGUAGCCGCGCCCCUUUCUUUGCUUACUCCUGGAGAGAGGCCUCUGGGACCUGCCGCGCCACCAUCCUCUGUCGCACUUGGGAAAAAACCGGCAGCGUCCACCGAGGGUGCGACCCCUGUUACACAAGGAUUGAGGGCCUUGGCGGAUGCGGUUAGGCCGAAGAAGAAAAGGGGAGUGGUGAAGGCGAACGAUCCACGGGGAGUGGGUCCCUCGACAAAUGCAGCAGCAGCCAAGCCCGCCUCCCCUGGUGCGGUUUCCCGUGGUGCGGGUAAGAGGCCAGUGGAAACCUCUGUACCCGUCAGUGUUGCCAAGCGGUCGAGGAUAGGUUCUCUGCGUUCGAAGGCAGGUGAUCGAGGCAAGGCUGCUGCUCCUUUAGUGAAGGAGAAUUAG
Molecule: messenger RNA, 507 nt
Organism: Linum trigynum
Lineage: Eukaryota; Viridiplantae; Streptophyta; Magnoliopsida; Malpighiales; Linaceae
Source: the annotation of a GenBank genome assembly